Messenger RNA from Emericellopsis atlantica, 2089 nucleotides. Its product is annotated as Serine/threonine-protein kinase bur-1. Gene Ontology annotation, biological process: protein phosphorylation. Lineage: Eukaryota; Fungi; Ascomycota; Sordariomycetes; Hypocreales; Bionectriaceae. The transcript is spliced from 6 exons. The coding region runs from base 330 to 1874 and encodes 514 amino acids. The record is from RefSeq and is a predicted model, not a curated record. Gene Ontology annotation, molecular function: cyclin-dependent protein serine/threonine kinase activity; ATP binding. Gene Ontology annotation, cellular component: nucleus.
AUCGGAUUGUCCUUGGGCGAUCUACUCAGUGAACUCGCAACACUUUCUUCGCAACGAGUGUAUCGCCAUACCUUAUUAAUUACUUAAUCGCAAACGUCCCGCCAUCAUCUCGACAGCUCCCCAGAAGAAGCCAUCAUUAGAAAACUUACAGCCUCCCAUAGUGGCCACGGACUGGCACGUGAAAGUAGAACGCGCUUGCGCGCGAAUGGCGUUGCGAGCCUUUCCCUGGGCUUGAAACCAAAGUCACCAACUUCAACGCACGAGAUCGAUCCAACGAUUCUACAAGUUCGGGUUCCAGUUCAUUACGGGCAGCUCAUCCAGGUGUCGCGAUGGACCGCGUCCUCGAACGCACGCCGGAGGGCACCUCGCCACGGACCUUUGCCCUCAACCACCAGAGACCUAAGAGGACCUAUGCUGGAUGCUCGCGCAUAGCCGACUACGAGCUCUUGGGGAAACUGGGCGAGGGAACAUUUGGUGAGGUUCAUCGGGCCCGGUCGCGGAAGUCCGGAUCGAUCGUGGCGCUGAAGAAGAUUAUCAUGCACCACGAGAAAGACGGGUUCCCGAUUACGGCAUUGCGAGAAAUCAAGCUACUCAAGCUCUUGUCACACGAGAAUGUCCUUCGCCUCGAGGAUAUGGCCGUGGAGCAUCCAACAAAAGCCACCGACAAGCGUAAGAAGCCCAUCAUGUACAUGGUGAUGCCGUACAUGGAUCACGACCUUUCAGGUCUCUUGGAGAAUCCAUCCGUACAUUUCAAAGAGGGGCAGAUAAAGUGCUACCUCCUGCAGCUCCUGCGAGGCCUCAGCUACCUUCACGACAAGAACAUCCUCCAUCGCGAUAUGAAGGCGGCCAACAUCCUUAUCAACAACCAGGGCCUGCUGCAAAUAGCUGAUUUCGGACUGGCUCGACACUACGAAGGACCUCCACCCGUUCGUGGCCAAAACCGAGGCGAAGGGCGGCGCGAUUACACUAGUCUUGUGGUCACGCGCUGGUACCGACCUCCAGAAUUACUACUCCAGUUGAAGCAGUACACCACCGCAGUAGACGUCUGGGGAGUCGGGUGUAUCUUCGCCGAGAUGAUCGUGGGGAAGCCGAUCCUGGCGGGUGAAAGCGACACACACCAGCUCGAGCUCAUCUGGGAUCUUAUGGGGUCACCCACCGAAGAGAACAUGCCUGGUUGGAAACUGCUCCCCGGCGGUCAAGGCCUAACACCUCGUCCUCGAACUGGGAACCUCCAGAACAGGUUCAGAGAUGCUGGAACAGGAGCUAUCAGCUUGCUGAGAGAACUAUUACGAUUGGACUGGAAGACCAGGAUCAACGCGGUCGAUGCCCUGGAGCAUCCAUUCUUCCAGAUGCAGCCACUGCCCAUGAAGCCUCACGAAAUCCCCACAUACGAGGAGAGUCACGAGCUGGACCGCAGAAAGUUUCACGACCGCAAAGCCAAUCUCCCGCCGGCGCCCAAGGGCGGUACUGUUGGUAUCGGGCCCGACGCCAAUGGCGCGACGGCGGGUUUCAACAGCGACGGUUACGUUAGAAACGGUGGUGCACCGAACAAUGGACGAUUCCGUGAUGAUCGGCGGCCACCGUGGCCACGAGACCGCGGGCCACCGCCAAGCAGGCCGCCACCAGGUGCACGAGACGAUAUGGACCGCGCGCCCCGGCCUAGAGGCUUGCCGCCACGCGGAGGCGACAUAGACACGUACAUUCCAAGCUAUAGGGGAGAAGACGAUGGGCGGCGCAGAGAUGAUCGACCGAGGGAUGACAGGCGGCCUCGACCUCCUAGGGACGAGUAUCGACGGACGCGUAGCCGCUCUCGAUCUCCCGGCCUGGACCGACGCGAUCGAGAACGGGAACGAGUUGAGGUUUACCGCAGGUAGCUACAGCUAGGCCUGGCACUUUCCAGGGCCAACCGCUGAACGGAUCAGCGUGAAAGGGGGCUUGGCGUUCGGUUUGGCCAGGCGAGAGAUUGAUCACGGCAUUUCAUUGCACAAGUAAGCACUUAGCGAACAACAUACCCCAAAAAGGCAGCGUGGAAAGUGCGGAACUGGCUCGUCAAGCCUUUUCUGUCGAUGUAAAGAGAUUCAAUUAAGCG